Messenger RNA from Cololabis saira (Pacific saury), 1876 nucleotides. RefSeq lists its product as uncharacterized. Bases 218 to 979 code for a protein of 253 amino acids. Lineage: Eukaryota; Metazoa; Chordata; Actinopteri; Beloniformes; Belonidae. The record is from RefSeq and is a predicted model, not a curated record. The transcript has 8 exons.
UGUAGCAAUUGAUCGGGACACUAUUUUCCUUAAAAUAUUACUAUAAUUUACCUUAAAUACGCUGGGCAGCACGUGUGAUAAAGGGUGAUAUUACAUCUGCCAAACAGAGCGUGAAUAUUCUGAAACAGAAACUGAAACAAGAAGAAAGACAAAAAGCCUUUUUUUGUUUUACACAAGCAGGCUUACACCGUCCAACAAGGAGGGGAUCGGUACAGAAAUGGCGUCAAUCUCAGCAACAAAAUGGAAACCUGCUCUCACAGCCAUCAUUGAAGAGCUGGAUCCUGAACAGUACGAAAAGAUGCUGGGAUUUAUGGAAGAAAUGCCUAAAGGUCAGAGGACCUCGAAAUCCAGAGAGCAGAUGGCCCAAAUGAUUAUUGAGCACUAUGGAGAAAAGAAGUCCAUCCUUGAAAUCCGUGAUGUAAUGGCAAUGAUACCCAGAAAUGACCCUAAAGUCCAAGAUCUGCUGCGCCCCUUCCUGAAAAAACAGAAAGAAGAGGAAAAAGAGAACAAGAAGGUUCAUGAGUCGGAGGAUGAGGAGAUGCAGUAUGACUCUGAUGGCAUGAAGAGCCCCCAGACUGACAAGGAGAUAAAUAUUCCAGGCUGGAGACAAAGCAUCAAAGACUUGAAGAUCAACGGUUACCUUGACCGAAAGGUCAUUGCUGGGAAAGUUGUGCAGAAAUCUGGUCUGCGUACGUACAAAACAAAAGAAAAGGUGAAGAAGUUUUUCUACCAACUGGCAGUCACUGAUGAGACAGACUACGUCAAAGUGAUGGUUUACGGGAAAGAGCGCUUUAAAGAUUUUCAAGAAGGUCACUUCUACAACUUCAGAAAUGUCAUCAUGGAUGAGAAGCCUGCUGUCAUGAAAGUUACCCAAAACACCAACCAUUCAAAGGCCGGUAAGUUGGACAUCCCCCAGGAUUUGGAGCUGGAAGCCCAGGUGAUCAUUUACAACAGUCCAGUUUGUUCCAUCGAGAACUGAUAACCUCUGACGACAACACUGGAGUCAGCGUUGAAGGGACCGUGAAGGAGAUUGGUUCGUGCAGAAAGGUCAAGCGGAAGAACAUACGCAGGAAGAUAACUAUCCAGAAGCUCAGACUUGAAGAUGAAACUGGUUCCAUCUGGAUCACCUUGUGGGAUGAAAAUAUGCAGCAGCUCAGAGGAACAUCGGUUGGAGACUUCGUCAGGGUGCUCAACCUCAAGACCAAAGACUACAAUGACGUUGUGUCCCUGAACUCCACUGACUCCACUAGAAUUAUCAAGGUGCAAAGUGCUUCUGACCAGACGGUUACCAUGGAGAUUAUCGGCUUCGUGAAAGCCGGAAAAGUAAACAGCGAGGUGGAAGCACAGAUCAACAACCAGGUGGAGGUGUUUGAGGUGAAUACUUCGGUGCUAGCUGAAGCGUUGGGCAUCAAACUGAGCGGCGACAUUGAAGUGGAGCUCCUGGAAAAAAUUCCCGUUUCUCUGGAAGCAAAAAUACGUGGAAACAAGAUACUGAAGCUUAAAGCUGCCCAAUAGUAAUAAAAGCAGUCGGGUGGCUUCAGUUUUUCUCCCGUUUCUUUUGUUAAAGGUCUCAUUUUCUGCUUUUGGAGCACCACAGUCCGUAACUCUUCUAUUUCUCUGUGCUGCGGUGAGCACUGUGGUCACUGUAUUCUCUCGCAACUCCCCCUUGACUGCGUUUCUGAAGUGAGUCCCAUCUAAGGCCUGGAUUUUUUCAUAACCUGUACGUCCAAAACAUCAUGGUUUCUUUGUUUUUUUUUUGGGACCACUAACAUUUUAAUCUUGAAUUUUCUGACUGAAAUAAAUCUGUGAUUCUCCUGAUUAUUGGUCCUUUGUUGUCUUAAUAUGUUUUUUAAUUAAACUAUUGUUUGUGUUUUAA